AUAUAUCGUAACAUCUCUAACACUAAUCGUAUAGCUUGUGAGUUGACAAAAAAAAUUUUUUUUAUUACUGUCAAUUUUUGCAAAUUAAUCAAACGAUUAUAAGCUGCGCACAAUGAGUGAAGGAGCAGGCAAUUGGUGUCUCAUAGAGAGCGAUCCAGGCGUAUUCACGGAGCUGAUACGCGAAUUUGGUUGCGACGGUGCCCAGGUGGAGGAAAUCUGGAGCCUGGACAAUGAAUCGUUCAAGGAUCUGGAGCCCAUACAUGGCCUCAUAUUCCUGUUCAAGUGGGUGCAAGAGGAUGAACCCGCUGGCAAAGUGGUGUUGGAUCGGGAUCACAUCUUUUUCGCCAAGCAGGUGAUCAAUAAUGCGUGUGCAACGCAAGCCAUACUCAGUCUGUUGCUCAAUUUGAAUCACGAGGACAUCAAGCUGGGCGACACCCUGACCAAUUUCAAGGAGUUCUGUCAGUGCUUCGAUCCCUACAAUAAGGGUCUGACGCUGAGCAAUGCUUCCCAGAUUCGAACGGUGCACAAUUCGUUUGCCCGCCAAACGCUCUUCGAGCUAGACAUGAAAAACCAGAACAAAGACGAGGAUGUCUAUCAUUUUGUUGGCUAUAUGCCCAUUGCUGGGCGUCUCUAUGAGCUGGAUGGUCUGCGUGAGGGACCCAUCGAUCUGGGCGAGAUCAAGCCGGAGCAGAAUUGGAUCGAUGUAGUGCGACCGAUCAUUGAGAAGCGCAUGCAACGCUAUAGCGAUGGUGAAAUCCAUUUCAAUUUGAUGGCCCUGAUCUCGGACAGGCAACGCAUCUACGAACAGCAAAUAGACAAGCUACUGAAUCCGGCUGCCGAUGCCAUGGACACAGCCGAUGAUCGUCAGACUGAAAUCAAUAGCCUGCGCUCCUACAUACAGUAUGAAAUCGAGAAGAAGAAACGAUACAAGGUGGAGAAUGUGCGACGCAAACACAACUAUUUGCCGUUCAUUGUGGAGCUGCUGAAAAUGCUGGGCGAGACUGGACAACUGUUGCCCAUAUAUGAGAAGGCCAAGCAGCGGGCGCUGGAGCGCGAGCAGAAAUUAAGCAAAAAGGAAUCCAAUUAGAGUGCGUUUAACAUUAAACAUUCGGUUUUUUGUCAAAAAAAAAGAAAACAAAAAUAGCAUAUACACUAAAAGGUAAUUCUAAAUUGCCGCCAAUGUUAAGAAUAUAAACAUACAUUAUUCGUAUCAUGCUGUAUUUAAGUAAUUCGAAGUGUUUUUGGCAAGGAGUUAAUUAAGUCGACCCAGCCCCAAAAAUUAUAAACUGCCUUUUAAUGUACUUUACUUCUUUUGUACUCCCCAUGUCCCUCUAAAUCGCUGCAAGUUAAUAAUCGUAAACUAUAUCCAUAAUAGUAAAAGAAAAACUAAAAAUAAUUUUUGAAAAUAAAAACGUUUCCGUAAAGUUAAAGAAAACAAA
Drosophila grimshawi is the source of this 1439-nucleotide messenger RNA. It is a transcript of the gene Uch-L5, whose product is annotated as ubiquitin carboxyl-terminal hydrolase isozyme L5. The record is from RefSeq and is a predicted model, not a curated record. Gene Ontology annotation, cellular component: cytoplasm. Gene Ontology annotation, molecular function: cysteine-type deubiquitinase activity. Gene Ontology annotation, biological process: protein deubiquitination; ubiquitin-dependent protein catabolic process. The transcript has 3 exons. NCBI's taxonomy places the organism in Eukaryota, Metazoa, Arthropoda, Insecta, Diptera, Drosophilidae. The coding region runs from base 113 to 1087 and encodes 324 amino acids.